Messenger RNA from Dermacentor andersoni, 1449 nucleotides. RefSeq lists its product as uncharacterized. The record is from RefSeq and is a predicted model, not a curated record. NCBI's taxonomy places the organism in Eukaryota, Metazoa, Arthropoda, Arachnida, Ixodida, Ixodidae. Gene Ontology annotation, biological process: regulation of gene expression. Gene Ontology annotation, cellular component: nucleus.
CGUCGCCGCGCUCCUCGCUGAUGCGCGCCCCGCAGGUGUGCGGCAAGCAGUUCUCCUCGUCCAGUCACGUGAAGACGCACAUGCUGACGCACUCCGGCGAGCGGCCGCACAAGUGCGACUUGUGCCCCAAGUCGUUCGCCGUCAUCAGCAACCUGAAGGCUCACCGCAAGAUCCACCUGGGCCAGAAGGACCACGCGUGCGACGUCUGCGGCAAGCGCUUCUACACGUCGAGCGACAUGAAGUCGCACCGCACCAUGCACACGGGCGAGCGGCCGCACCAGUGCGACGUGUGCCACGAGCGAUUCGGCAAGCGCUCCAACAUGAAGGCGCACAUGAUGACUCACACCGGCGACCGACCGUUCCACUGCCAGCGCUGUCCCAAGCGCUUCGCCAAGGCGUCCACCCUCCGGACGCACGUGGCCAAGUGGCACCCGCCGGAACCCGCCGAGGCGCCGUCCACUUCGGCGUCGCAGGAAACGCCGCACGACGACGCUAGCGCCGCCGACGGCCUUUCUGUCGACGGCAGUUCCGUCCCGCCCUCGUCGCGUGGUAAGCCCUCGUCGACCGCUAAAAGUACUCGCCCUUCCUCCACGACCAACUCCCACUGUACUGUCCUCCCCGCUUCUGGGCGCACUGUAGUUGCAGCGAAUCCUUCCGAAGCUCCACGUUGCAUCACUUCAACAGCCGACGUUGCUGCUGCUGAUGGCGAUCACGCGCCCUCGACAGCAGCAACGGACCGCGAUGUCGUAAACUCGAUCCCGGUGCUGCCUCACUCGAAGGUAAAUGGUUCGAGCGGAUCCGAUGACGCCGAACAUUUCGCCAAUCAUCCUCGGAAACGUCUUCGACUGCAGGCCCGCGAAGCCGCGCCUUAGAGCCGUUACGCAGACGGGCCCGUUGUUGAGGCCAGCGGCCGUACCGAGAGUGCUGCUGUGGCUUCGAACCCGCUUCCGUCCUCGCCACGAGCCGGUCGGUUCGUCAUGGAGGCAACGUCAGCGCGCCACGGCGUCCGUACGAAGGACACGUCACAGGGUGCGGGCCAAGCUUUUGGGGCUGUCCCCGUUCAGCACUGCGUGCGAGCUCCGGACGAGCUUGCGUUAGAGAAGGAGCCCCGCGGGGAUCUUACGGGCUUUAUAGUCAGCGUGGAAAACAUCGAAAGCGUCGAGGCGGGCACAUUUCGCAUGACCAGAUGAAGGCGGAGUCGAAGUAGCUCCGAUUCUCGAAUUGUUUUAAAAUUUCACGCUUCGGCGCCCCGGACGCAUGUUUACAGGUCAGCACGCGGUUCACGCACUCAAACACACGUUCGGGAACUUUUUCUUUUCUUUUCUUUCUUUGGGCGAAGGCAUGUGCUUGGUCGUUUGCAAACUUUGAGGAAGAGUGGCCAUUGCCGGCAUUGGAAAACUUCCCUUCUUACUGUGACAUUUUACCUUUACGGUGUUUUUUCUCUUUCUA